CCCCACUGCAACUAAAAUUGCAUACCUACCUACAGCUACCUAUUAGGUUACCAUGUAUGUACCGUAAUUCGUACAAGCAAUUCAGCUCCCAGUGCACUGGGUCCGUUUUCAGUUGCCUGAGUUUUAACUCGGCCCGUUUUGUAUUGUACAUAUUAUCGUCAACCCCGUCGCAUUCUAUCGCAUUCUAUGUACCGCGUCCCGAGGCUACCGAGGCUCGUCUCUUGUUGCAUACUAGCUACCUACCUAUCUAGGUACAUACCUAGGCUGUCUACUUUAUUCUACUUUACGUCCAUACAUACACUACCCACCAGGUCCUGACACGGUAGACUUUGCGCCAACCUAAGACAACGCAAACCUAAUAUACUACUAGCAAACGGAGACGAGACGAGUCCCCUAGGAAAACUCUAAACGAAACCCACAAUACAGAAUAGAAUUUGACUCUAAAGUGACGAUACGCAAACCGCCGUUGCCAUUUCUACUUGCCCACAUAGAGGUAUGUCUAUCUUGAGUUUAGUUAACGACCGGAGCCAUACUCGGACGUUAUAUAUAUCAUCAGUCAUGGCGGAUAGCAAGCCUGAAAGCCCUCGGCCUCGGGAGCCUCAGGAGCCUCACAACAGCCCUCGCAGCUCCAAGCUGCCGCGUCUGGGACAGAGGCGCCAUCAAGAUCAAACUCAAGCAGCAGAUUCUGAUUCUAAGCUAGGUUACGAGAGGAAUAACCCAACAAUCGGUCCUACGCACGAUAUUAAAUCCGUAUACAGCAAAGAGCGGAAACCUAGAAGAGUUUCUGGUUCAUCGAGUAUUCCGAUCCACGACUGUCUUAACUUCCCCAGUCCUCGUACUCCACCUCGCACGAACAAGACUGCAACCGGCAGAACCCACACAUCCCGUGUAACCAGCGACAGUACCCCUCACCCAUCUUCUUUAGGCAAUUCAAGCUCUUCAUAUAAGGAUUCACUCAGUGCCGCUCGAGCUGUUUUGCCUGGUCCAAGUCCUACCAUAUCUCAUAUUCCCAGGGCCCUUGCUUUUCAGGCGAGCCCUCCACACCAGGUCUCGAGACGUAAAGAUCCCAAAGUGGGAGAUAUUCCCCAGAUGGACAACACCCCGAAGGGGAAGGGAGAAAAGCCUACCAACGGGAGAACCAAUACGAAGGACGCCCCGGGAUCCGAGCCGACCAGGCUGGAGCCUCAGAAACUAAACAGCGAAGACGAGGCGCAACCCGACAAUAGGGACGAGUCUAGGGAGAAAUACGGCUCUUCGGGUCUUGAUAGGAGUAUUUAUUCCACGGAAGAAGGCUACGAAACCCCAGCCAAUGGGCUAGAAACUACUGAUGAAGAUAAGACAGACGGAGCCAGUUACGCUUCUACCCUUAAAUUUGGGUUGAACGGACAAGGCACAGACAUUGUACCAUAUGGGCGCGGUCUUAACUCGCAAGAUGACGAUGAUUCGUGUCCUGAGCUGGAUGAUCUAACGAUGGACGAGAUGUAUCCGUCUCCAAGGCCAAGUGCCAACGGAGGGAUCCGAUGGGCUCCGUGGAACGUUCCAUGGAAACGCAGAAUGCAGACAUUUGUUGUGCUCAUGCACUGCAUGAGUAUCGCCAUAACGGUUUCCAUCUUCUUCGCGCUGUGUGGUAAUCCUUUUGCUUGGCCAUUGCUGCUUGUAUACCUUCUACAUGUGUUGAGCUCGAAGGCUGCUACGGAUGGAUCGUUGAGAUACCGAUCCGAAUGGUUCCGCAAAAGCUACAUGUGGCAUCUCUUCGCGAGCUACUUCCCAGCCAAACUUCAUAAAACUUGCGAUCUGCCGCCCACUCGGAAGUACAUCUUCGGCUACCACCCGCAUGGUAUUAUCUCCCAUGGCGCGAUGGCGGCUUUUGGCACCGAGGCUUUGGGCUUCUCUAAGAAAUUUCCCGGCAUCACAAAUAGUGUUCUAACAUUGGACUCGAACUUCCGUAUUCCACUGUAUCGCGAAUAUAUACUAGCCUUAGGGUUACGAUCCGUUUCGAAGGAAUCUAUUGUCAAUAUCCUGACAAAAGGCGGACCGAAUGGAGAGGGCAUGGGCCGCGCCGUCACCAUUGUUAUCGGUGGCGCUCGAGAGUCUCUCGAAGCGCAACCAGGUCAGAUGCGUUUGAUCCUGAAGGAGCGCAAGGGCUUCGUCAGGAUUGCUGUUAGGACCGGCGCGGACCUGGUGCCCGUACUCGCAUUUGGGGAAAACAACUUGUACGACCAACUGCAUCCUAAGGAGCACCCAUUCGUACACAAACUGCAGAUGUUUGUCCUAAAAGUGUGGAAAUUCACCUUACCAUUCUUACACGGACGAGGUAUUUUCAAUUAUGAUGUAGGCUUGAUGCCGUACCGCCGCCCGUUGAACGUGGUGGUCGGAGCUCCGAUCAAAGUUACGCAGUCGGCCGUUGUGGACCAGGCGGAGAUCGAUCGACUACAUGAUCUGUACAUCACUGAGCUAGAGAAGCUGUGGGACCAAUACAAGGAGAGGUUUGCCCCCGAAAGGAAGGAAGAGAUGCAAAUAUUAUCCUAGAACAGUCUCACUAUACUUUCAUACGACUUUCCUUUUUCUUCAUGUUCCCUUUGUAUUACAUGUAGGUAGUUAUGGGUAAACAUAGGCGCAUAGGUCUACUCGUCGAGUAAAAUUCAGGAAGGUGGGAGAAGGAUAAUCAUCAUUGCUUUCAGGAGACUUGCUUUCGGUUCGGUGUACGAAGCAAGUGGUUUAUGUGUUAUUCUAACUAUUAGAUCACCUAAAAUAAUAGGGUUGUCUAGUUCCUCACAAUAUGAAGGGACUAACAAUAGUAGACCAGGGUUUUUAUAUUUGUUUAAGUUAGGUAUUCUGCGCCGUAUUGACUACGCUAAGACCAUACAAUUUCAAAUAAAAUAGUUUAUAUACCAAUAGAAGAUGUUUGUAUCAUACGAACAUUCGUUGGAUUCUAUGUAUGACAAAGUGUGACAAUGGCACGUAAGGGCGUCUCGAGGUUGCGCCGGAAGUCAUCGACGUACGCAAACCAGACAGUCACAAUUUCAAGUUGGAGAUCAAUUACCUUAUUUUCCCAGAAUAUCAUGGGGGUGCAUGAGCAUCGCGAUGUUCAUAGUCUAAAUGUAGUCAAAUAGUC
Messenger RNA from Daldinia decipiens, 3115 nucleotides. RefSeq names its product DAGAT-domain-containing protein. The transcript has 2 exons. The record is from RefSeq and is a predicted model, not a curated record. Gene Ontology annotation, cellular component: endoplasmic reticulum membrane. Gene Ontology annotation, molecular function: diacylglycerol O-acyltransferase activity. The coding region runs from base 496 to 2529 and encodes 677 amino acids. Gene Ontology annotation, biological process: triglyceride biosynthetic process. NCBI's taxonomy places the organism in Eukaryota, Fungi, Ascomycota, Sordariomycetes, Xylariales, Hypoxylaceae.